Messenger RNA from Notodromas monacha, 7262 nucleotides. NCBI's taxonomy places the organism in Eukaryota, Metazoa, Arthropoda, Ostracoda, Podocopida, Cyprididae. The record is from the annotation of a GenBank genome assembly.
GUUGAUGUUGGAGAAUUUAUCGAGUGAUACACCAGCUGCGCUAAAGUCGUGUGCCGAAGGAUGGCUCGUGCAUUCGUUGCACCGGGGUGACGUGGCGAGGCUUUUUGAUCCUAUUUUUCUCAUACUUUUGGACCCCGGCUGCGCGAGGAUCGGCGUGCAAAAGUAUUUCGACGAAUUGCGGAUGAAGGAAAAAACGUCGAGGACGGAUAUGGAUGUGGAAAUGACGGAGAUGGCGGAUUUGAAGGAAGUUGAUGAGGUGGAAGAGGAGUUGGGUGUAGAAGUGGAUAGUGACGAAGACGAAAGCGAAGCCAAGAGAAGGGAUAUGUUGAAGAAGUCUUGUUCGAUGCCUGAUCUGGACAAAUUCAGUAGCGGAAAUGUUGAUGAGGACGACGAUGCGAGUCUGAUUAUUGCCACGAUCGUAGACGAGUUGAUUCGCAAGGUGGUGGACGCUGAAUCUGGAACUGAAAACACGGAAGCGAAAAGUAGUGUUUUCAAACCUGGCCAUAGAAGACAAAGAUCGCAAAGCUUUUCAAUGAUCGAAUCCGUGCGAAGUCCUUCGCCUGCGAGUUUGUUUUCCGAAAAUCCAAGCCAGUCGGUUUUAUCGCUGGGCGAACGGCUGCAUUCCUUGCGUCCGAAUGACGAGCCAGUGGCUGAAGAUCCCUUGCACUCGUUCCUUCUAGUAUACGACUGCGUUCCUGACCUGGCUCAGGUCAAGUACGCUCUCACGUUGAUGCAAGCCGCAGUGAUGACGCAUCCGAAUUCCGUGUUGCGUGGGUUAGUGAGCACGAAUUUGAGCAGCGCUCAUAGUCCUAGAGCUAAUGAACUGCAGAAGUUGUUGGCUCGUCACAAGCGUUCCAUGAGGGGACUCGCGUUUGCAGGAAAAUUGAGCGGACAGGAGGCGUCCUCUGUGCAACGUGGGAUCACGUUGUUUGAAAUCCUCGUGUUCAGCUGCUUGAGCUUUAUCCGGUCCUGUUUAGCAGUUGGAAACGAUGGAUGUGAUGUGAUAUGGAAUUCGGAGGUGCGACUUGCAGCAGUCGACCUCUUGACCGUGACAUUCCUGGAAACCUUGGAUUUGGUUCGCGCGAACGGACGAGGUUUUGCGUCCUUCAUCGUGGACAUGCUCCUGCGAUGUAAAGUUCAGAAAAUUGUGCUUCGCUCACUCGCCUCGAGUGUAGAUCGGGUGAAGAAACGCUUGGAUUCCGAAGAAGAGCAGGAAGAAGACUGCGGCACGAAAUGGCAGAUCCGGGCGUCUGAAAUGCUGUUGGAGUUCAACGAGGGCGGCGUCGACGUGGACUGUGGUUCCGGCGGCACUGGACGUUCAUUUCCAGAGGCGCUGCAAAUUCAUUUGCUUCGUUUGUUGCAUGCCUUGCUCAUGUUGGAGCACGAAGUGGGUGUGGUGCAGACUGUGAAUCCGAGCUCCAAAGUCAUGGACACGGAAAAGUGGGCGAAAAUCACGUUUGUGGCGCCGACUUCGUCGUUGCGCUACAUGAUUGGACAGCCGAUCCCGGCGCAAUCAAUUUUCCUGCAUUCGAUGUUGACGGUGUUGCGACAGGAGAAGUUGAGACAUUUACACGGGGCCUGGUUGGCGACGGUGACGGCGAGUCUGCCUUUUCUGGGCAGAACCUUGAGCCAGACGGCGUUAUUAUUGGCGAGACAGAUUUGCUUCAACUUGGAAUCGAUUCAGAAUGUCGUGCAGGAAAAGGAAGAAGAGAGGUUGUCCCGAGGACGAAGAAUUCCUCCGGAUUACGUGGUGAGAUCCUUGGAGGCGCUGUCAUCAUUGUGCCACUUUUGUCUGCUUGACAACGCUGAGUGCUCUGUUUUGAGUGGCAUCACUGGGUCUCAUUUUCAAGCAACGGCUAGUAGUCUGACGAAUCCCACGUCAUCCAUUUCGAGAAUUGGUGGGGGUGGCAGUAAACCUUCCAGCAGCCACACGACACAAAUCAUCAACAAUCUCAUAAACGUGUUCAUUCCAUCUGUUCCUUUGAAGGUUCCUGAGUCGAGUCGAGAAUCUCGCGCAGCAAAAGAUGCCUUGGAAUCCGCGAGAAAAGCAUUGCUUGGUGUUCUCCCAAGAAUCGUUGUCGCAAUGGCGAGUUUGUGGAGCUCGGCUUGUGAUUUAAGUUGCAGAGAUGAAUAUUCGUGGGUCUUGGGUCACCCGAGGGACGUGAAACACCAUGUGCUAGAGUUCAUAUCACCGAUCGCUGUUACGCAUGGAACUAAUUUUUUGGUGGCUGCCGCUGUUGCCUGGCACGACAGUAAGAAGAGGAUGAAAUUGGCGAUUCCUAGUGAAUCUAAAAAUGAAGCUGCAAAAGUGGGAGAAGAGCGAGAGAAAUUGGUCGCGUUGAUCACGGCCAUCAAAUCUUUGCCUCCGGAUCGAGUCAUCCAUCUCGUCACGCAAAUUGUCUCCUCCAUCCCCAGCUCGCACAGCGCUUCCACUCUGAUUGGAAUCCAUUCCGAUUGGAAUCGUGCCGUGCAUUUUUCGUCCAAUUCUUUGGGUCCUGUCAACAGUCAAGCUGUUGAGAACUCAGUUCUAGAGUUGUUUGUGGCAUAUGUGGAAAGGUGUCCGCAACAACAACUGGUGGAGUCGUUUCCCGCAGUCGCAUCUUUAGUGAAGGAGGCAUUAGCCGUCGCGGCUUUGUCCCAAUCGUCCAACAGUACGCUGGCUUUUGUCACGCACGAAUGUGUGGCGCAAGUGUUCAACGUUCUGUAUGCAUUCGUGCAACGGGUUCCUUCGUCGUUGGAAAAACGUGAUCAAAGAGAGCUACAAGAUCUCUCAGUGCGCGUGCUCGACCUUUUGGGUCAAUCAGCUGGCUUAUGUUUGGAACAGACCGCUUGGCUUCGUCCACGAACAGUCGUUAAACAGGAUCUUCAAUUGAUUCCGAAUUCGUCUGACUAUGCGACAGACAUCUCAAAGAAUGCCACAGAAGAGCCGCCGCCGGAAAAAGUGGAUAUCGUCGAUUGUCCAGAAUAUAAACCGAAUAAACCCGAAGACACUCGUGUUCCUGUGAUUGGUUUGAAGAAAGGCAGCGAACGAGCCAUUGCCGAACAAUGUCUUUGUUCGUUGCGUCUCCUGGCGGAUAAAGUGGCGUCCUUUUUGGACGUGACUUACGCUUCUGACGAGAAGGAGCGCGUUGUGCCGAUUCUCUCGUCGCUGCUGACGAAUGUAACCCCGUAUUUGCGAAAUCACGCCAAAGGGAACAUGCUGAGACAUCGAGCUUGUGCUCAAAUGUUGUCUGCCAUUAGCAGCUUCCCGUAUGCGAGAAAGGCAUGGAAAAGAGACGCUCUGGAUUUGUUUCUGGAUCCAGCCUUUUUCCGAAUGGAUUUGGAAAGUUUGCGCCAUUGGAAGAGUUUGUUGGAUAACCUCGUAGCGCAAGAAAAGCUGCUUUUCAAGGAUUUACUCAAUCGUUUUCCGGUUGGGCCUUCUGGGUCGUUGAACCUGUUUUCCUCAAGGGAAGCGGAAGCUGAAUUGAGAUCCUUGUUGCUGAAGCGAAUAGCAUUUCUGCUGUUCUGCUCAGACUCUGAUCAGUACCAGCAGUUCGUACCAGUUCUUCAAGAAAAAUUGGGUGAAUGUUUGCGGUGGAGUACGGUUACAAGUUCAGGAUCUGCGCAAACUGGCCCCGCUGUGCAAGCUGGAGUUUUUCUGUGCUUCAGAGUCCUAUUGCUGCGAUCCUCAGCCCCUCAUUUGUCUGCUCUUUGGCCAUCAAUCAUCACAGAACUUGUGCAAGUCUUGUUGCAGAUUGAGCAGGACUUGUCCAGCGAUUCGGAAGAAUUCAAGAAACUCACGGGGGCGAAGAGUUCGCACUUGAAGAGACUCUCGGUUUUGGAUACAACUUUUGUAACCGCCAAUGGAUUGCUAGCACACAACCAUCCAGCUUGGUUGAAUUUGUAUUUGUGUGCCUGCAAACUUUUGGAUACGGCUUUGGCGUUGCCUACGAACCGUCUUCCUCAGUUCCAGAUGUACUCGUGGGCCUUCGUUGGUUCCUUGGAUCAGCAGGAAACUACGGAUCAGCAGGGGAAAAUUACUGCGAUGCUAAUUAACGGCGCGCCGAGAACACGAGCAGAAGAAAAUAGUCGCGAGGAAGUUAAUGGGAAAUUGAAUGAAUGCGAGGAUACGGUUCUGGGAAUCGAAGCGGAACGCUGGCAAAAUGAGAACUUGAAUUCUUCCGGCUCGCACUUCAUGCCUCACGUCACUCGAAUUGCCCGAUUAAUGAAAUCAAAGUUCGGAAUGGGAAACCCGAAUAUUUCGAGUUUUCUCGGAGAAGAACGAAGUGGAUUGAUCUUGACAAUGAAGGAAGUAAAAUCCGUAGAAGAACUUGCGCCGUUCUUCUUCGCGAGAGGUUUACAAAGUGGACGUGUCAUAAACCGACGGCCACCAGUGACUCCGAAAACCCCGAAGCCUGAAUCCAACUCUGCAGUGGCUCAAGGAGAAAUCGAAGCUAUUGAACAGCCUGUUGAUCUCUCCUGCGGAAACUUGACCUGCGAAGCAUGUCUGACGAAUGGCUGCAGCUACUUGACGUGUCAAACUGGUAACCAAAGUGAUGAAUGCGCCAAAACACCCGGCAAUGAUGAUCAAUUUUGCCAAUGGUUAAAAUGGAGCAACUCUUCAUCGACAUCCAUCGGCACUUUGUGUUUUUCCGUCAUGACAGUGUCACCGGAUCCGGAUAUCACUACUACUCUUGCGCCAACGACAAAUGGUACGAGUCCGGUUCCGCCGACAACUGCCAACAUCACCACAACGCCUUCGACCACGACCACGAUUACGACUUCACCACCGACAACAUCGAGCAGUACUACAACUGAAAAGCCAACGACUUCGUCUUCGGCUCCCCCUACUCCGGUUCCAAGCUCGUCGACUGCUGCACCGAAUCCUGACCCGAGCGAGAACCCGAGGCAUUUUGAUGCACCUUCCUUUGUUGGUGGAAUGAUUCUGGCACUUGGUCUGACAUCGGUUGGCUUUAUGGGAUUCAAGUUCUAUCAGGUUCGUGUGAGCGGAAAUUACCACACCCUUUGAUGGCGGCGAAAUUAUGGCGGGCCCGGAGAACGAUCUGGGCCAGAUUCUCACGGACUGAUGGAGGACUUAGUUCUGUGAAUUUUUCCCAUUUCAAUCCGAACCACACCUUCCCAACGCAAAUUCCUCUUCCGUGGAACGAAUUUCAUUUCAUUUGAUUUGAUUAGGAGUCUCUUUUUGACGUAGUGUCUUCUAAAAAUUUCGAUUUGAAUAACGAAUCUUGAAAGAGAAGACGCAGUUUGAACUGAGUUACUCCUGAGAAUAUUUGUGUUGAGCAAGUCCUAAGUACCCAUAUAUUUGAGUGUUGAUGUCAUUUAAUGGAAAAUUGUGAUCGAAUGAUUCAAAUCUCUUCACCAGCGAGAAUAUGUAUUCGAAAAAAAUCACUGUGUGAAUUGAAGAUCUGGUGGAAAAUGCGCGAGUGGUUUGAAAAUUGAAGAAGAAAAGAGAGAAUUUCAACAAUCUUCAACAAGUGCCAUUAGUGCUUCAUGCAAAUUCUGAUACAUCCCUAGCUUAUUGAGAAUGUUGGGCAUUGCCAAAAUUUUUGCCAUCGAGAGGAACGGAAAUAGGCACUAAAUUUCAUCCUGCUCAUUUUUCUCUCUUCAACAAUUCAGCGGAGAUGCGGAUUUUUAUAUGCUCGAUGUGUAUGCGUGCUUGAAGAAGUUUUUCUUUUGUGGUUUUUUGUCGUUUUCAGGUGUAGGGAAAUUUAGUAGUAUUCAGUGUUAUUAUUUUGAAGUAUGAUGAUGUGACGAAUCGUACCUCAAGUCAACAAACUUUUUAGAAUUUGAACAAUCGCUCUCUCGUGAACAAUUCCAAACAAUCUUUGAAAUCCGAUUUGAAAUGCGUGAAUCUCACUCGUUUGAGACGCAGAUACUGUAUUUAUGCCUAUGUGUAAUGCGUGGGUGAUCUCUUAUGACAUCGUAUCGGCAUAGUUUAUUUUAUGGGACACAUUCUUUUUACUUUUCAAAUGCAGCUGAUGGUUUCAUUUAAAAAAAAAGACGUUUUAAGGUCCACGUACUUGAAUCGAUGACCUUCAUUUGCUUCUUUUGAUUGCAAAUGUCUUUCUUCAGAAAUAUUCUAGCUAUUGUUUUAUGAUACAGGAUGUCCAAAAAGUUGCUAAGCAGUGGGAACGGUUGAAAAAAAUUAAGGACAGUGAGUUCAUGUACAAUAUUCGAAUUUUUUCCAGUAAAUACUGGAAAUGUUUCCCCUGAAGCCUUGAGGCAUAUCAUCUGGGAUGUCGCAGUGAUCUGUUUAUCUGUGUUUGCAUCAAGUCUUGCUACCAGUGAGAUUUACGCAAUCUAAAAUAAUGCAUCGUUGUGGUGGACAAAAUAGUCAAAUGGUUCCCAAAUAGCUCUCUGCUUAGGACCUUUCUGGACUUCUUGGGUCUUUUUUUUCAUGCGUUGUACGAUUCGCACGGAAUCGGUGGAAUGUUGAGCACAUUGCGUGUGUCCCUGCUAUGGAAAAAGGUGCGCUGCUGGCUAGGAAAAAAAGAGGACGAGUUACGUUCUUUCAGUUUUGCUGCUGUGAAAAUGUGAUGCUUAGAGCGAGAUAGGGUAGGAUGGUUCUGGUUGUUCCGCGGAGGUUUAUUUUGAGUGUCUGCAUGGUUCUCUCUAAUGGACUAUUGGUACCUGUAUUUUUCGUCUUAUUUUUUCUUUGAAAAUUAGUUCUACUCGAUGUCGAUCUCGUUUUAUUAUCGUGUUCCCUUUUGCUUGCAGACGAACGGAGACGAGUGUUUGAAAUUCAUCGGACGGCGAUUUUGUCUAUUUUUUUUAAAGGGGUUUGAUUUAGAAUGCAGUACUGUAUUUGAUUUUUAAUCGCGGAAAAUUAAUUUGAAAGCUUGUUAGUCGUUACAAUUUGAUAAACGUGAUGAGUAUCGCACGAAGUUCUUCAUUUUCUUUUUACAGUAUGUACGCGAAUAUUAGUCACUAAUUUUCUCAUUUAGACGCAAGAAAAGUCGGAAGUACUCUUUACUUUCGCAUAUGCGAAAUAUCCUUGGAAAAACGAUUUUGUCUGUAUUUUCCUUUGGAUUGGUGAAGAAUUACCGUAAUAAUGAUCGACUUUGUCCGAAGAAAGACAAAAAUGUAUAAUUUCCUUUUCCAAGAGCAAACAAUUGUUUCAAAGCUAUCAGAAGUACUGUACUUUAUUUUCACAGUCUUUACCUCUCGUUACUUCCCGUCUACGCAGAUUUUGUAGCAUAAAUGUUCGUGGCUUUCAGAAGUGUUAUCUUUUUUUUUCCUAGUUGCGUGUAAAUUACAACUUG